AUGCGGCUCGGAUCUCUGGCCCUGCUAUGGGCAUCGACCGCAGGUGCCGUACAGUACAUGAAAUCGAAAGAUUUUCGUGUCGGCGUUGACCCCGAUUCUGGCGCUCUGCUGUCGAUCGUACAUCCCAAGGACAACGCGUCCAUGAGCUGGAUAAGCGGUCCGGAUAAUACACCGUGGCAGCCGCCUGGCAGCAGAUGGGGACUUGGGUACGUCGACUGGGGAAGUCUCCACCGGACAUUCUGGACUAAACCGCACAUCCGUGUUGAGGAUGAUCGCAUGAGCGCCGUGUACACCUUGGAUGGAUUGAAAGUCGACGUGACCAGGAAACUUGAUCAGCGCUCGGGUAGUCUGGAUGAGUGCUACGCAUUCACAAAUACUGGGGAUGAUCCCGUGACGCUCAACGAUAGGGCGACCGAGUCCUUCGCGAUAUAUACACCGUUCAACGAUCACUAUACCACGACGGAAGAUGUGCUGGAAAACCGCGCACAUGCACAUGUUUGGGCAAACGGUGGAGCCUCCUCAUGGGUGAAACUGACCCGGAUGGGAUUGCGGGGGCCGCACCUUGGUCUUGUCCUGACGGAGGGCGCGUUGGCAGGAUAUAGUGUCGAGGCCAGGAAUGUGGUGACACUCUCAAACACACGGGGUUUCUUCCUUUUGCAUCCCGAUGCUCCGCGAAUCGAGCCUGGCGAGUCGACACGGAUCUGCUGGUCCCUGUUCUGGCACGACGAUUGGGAGGAUUUCUUCGAGCAGGGUAUCGAACGGUCGGACCAAUUUCUCCAAGCGGAUUCAUCGAGUUGGACUGCUAUUGCCGGUGAAGCAGUCAAUUUGACUGUGUCGAGUCGCCGGGGAGCAACCAUCUCUUCUGAUGGCGUGGAUCUUGUGGCGGGACAGCAGAAGGGCUCCUUUUCAGGAUCCAUCAAGGCAGACAAGACAGGGCAGCAGAAGAUCUCGUUCACCGUGGACAAUGACGGGAUUCAGACGAACUCCACUGUCAUUCUCAACGUCGUCGCUGACGUCGAUGAGCUUAUUGCCAACCGCAUCAAAUUCAUCACUUCGAAGCAGCAACUAAGUACCGACUUCCCUGAUAAAUCCAAGGCCGGUGCGUACGCUGUGUACGACAAUCAGAUGGAGGGAAUCAUGACAUUCGACACUUCAUCCGAUCGAAACACCGGGCGAGAACGGGUUGGCAUGGGUGUUCUCAUUGGUCGCUGGCUGCAGUCCAACUCUGACGCCGAAGUCGAAGAAUCUCUUCGCAUCUACUACGACUAUGUCAAUAACCAACUUCAGGAUGCGACGGGGUACGUCCAUUCCUGGCCGAUUGAUGCUGGAAGAACGGCAUCCCUUAGGCUGUACAACUGGCCGUGGGUGAUGCAGUUGCAUCUUCAGAUGGCAAAGCUGGGUAACAAGGUAACAACCAGCCAUGGCAACUACACGGCGACUCCUAGCCAGCGACUGCUGGAUACGGUCGAGCGGUUCUACGUGCAAGACGACGCGAACGACUACUACCCAAUCAACGUACCGAUCUACGAGACGCUCACCUACUUUGAGGAAUCGGGGAACGAGGAGGCAGUUCAGCGUCUCCUGGCCCUCUGGACAGCGCACGGCAAACGCAUUGCCGAAGUCGGACAGAAUUACCCAGCAUCGGAGGUAAACUAUGAGCAGUCGAUUGUCGCUCCCGCAGCCAUCAUCCUUCUCGAGCUGUAUCGGUAUACCCAGGACCAGGAAUGGCUCGACGCAGCACAGGGCCACUUUGAUCGUCUCGAAGCAUUCAGCGGUCGACAGCCAGACCAUCGUCUCCACGAUAUCGCCAUCCGCCACUGGGACGGGUAUUGGUUUGGCAAGGAUCGGAUGUGGGGAGACACAUUCCCGCAUUAUUGGAGUACCCUGACGGGCAUUGCGAUGCAUCACUAUGCCAAGGCAACGGGAGAUGAUUCGUACCAAAGGCGCGCGGAGGGGAUACUGCGGGGAAACUUGGUCCUUUUCUCCAAGGAGGGGCGGGGGUAUUGUGCGUAUAUUUACCCGACCACUGUCGACGGCAGGAAGGGAGGAUACUUAGACCCGUAUGCGAAUGAUCAGGACUGGGCGUUGGCUCAUAUUCUCGCGAUAAGGGGGUAUCAGUCAUCCGAACGCUGA
Messenger RNA from Aspergillus calidoustus, 2133 nucleotides. The record is from the annotation of a GenBank genome assembly. Lineage: Eukaryota; Fungi; Ascomycota; Eurotiomycetes; Eurotiales; Aspergillaceae.